AUGUUGAGGCCAAAUGUUUCUCGUCAAGGUAAGAGAGGCGCCGGCGACGUUGAUGAGUCCCUCCGUGACUCUAAACGGCCUCGUUCGGACCUCCCUGGGACAGAUCAACGUGAAAAACUUGUACGAGUAGCCGACAUGCCCAAGUGGAGUCGAAAAUCCUUUGAUGGAAUCCAUGAGCUGAACAGGGUGGAUAGUCUUGUUUAUGAUACUGCUCUGUUUGAGACCAACAACAUCCUCCUGAGUGCUCCAACUGGACCCGGGGAAGGUAAUGUUGCCAUCCUCGCCAUUCUCCAGCAGUGCGGUAUAAAUAUGGAUAGAUCUGAUGAUCAUAAUGUAAAUCACAAAGGGUACAAAGUAGUAUAUUUGGCUUCUGCUACAGCUAUUGUUCAUAAGGUGGUGGCACAUUUGAGUAAAAGAUUGAGGUCUUUUGGUGCCAAACUAGCCGUAUUAGCGGGAGAUUUUAUGUUCGCUCAAGCUUGGGUUGCAAUUGCCUCUCUAAGAAACACAGAGGUUUUCUCAUUACUAUCAACCGUUGUAGAGCAUCCUGUAACAGGGGAAACCAUGCAAAUGAAUAUGGCAGCCGAUCAAAGUUUUAGCAUGGAAUAUUACAUGGAAAAAACAUACUACAAGAAUGCAUCAUCGAUUUCAAAUUCUUGCAAGGCAAUUGCCAUUCUUGCUGGGCAUACAACACAAGUUGCCGAGAUGGCUUUUGACUAUGGAAAGAAUCUGGGAUUGGCGUUUCAAUUGAUAGACGAUGUUCUUGAUUUUUCGGGCACAUCAUCAACAUCUCUUGGAAAGGGCUCAUUAUCUGACAUCCGUCAUGGCAUUAUCACUGCUCCAAUAUUGUUUGCCCCGGAAGAGUUCCCUCAGUUGGGUGCAGUUGUUGAAAAAGGAUUUGACAAUCCUUCAAAUAUUGAGAUCGCUCUUGACUACCUUGGUAAGAGUAAUGGUAUACAGAGGACAAGGGAUCUAGCAAGAAAGCAUGCAAACCUUGCUGCAAAGGCAAUCAAAUUUCUGCCUGAGAGCGAGGACGAAAGCGUAAGAAGAUCAAGGAUGGCGCUCCUAGAUCUCACCAACAUAGUCCUCACAAGAACCAAGUGAGAAAAUGUACACCAUAAAUAACAUAUGGGUCUGAAAUUCAACGCGUAUGUGUACACAGCCAAGGCUAUGAAAA
This is a messenger RNA of Rosa rugosa (rugosa rose), 1174 nucleotides long. Its product is annotated as solanesyl-diphosphate synthase 1, mitochondrial. Lineage: Eukaryota; Viridiplantae; Streptophyta; Magnoliopsida; Rosales; Rosaceae. The record is from RefSeq and is a predicted model, not a curated record. Gene Ontology annotation, cellular component: transferase complex. Gene Ontology annotation, biological process: isoprenoid biosynthetic process; ubiquinone biosynthetic process. Bases 1 to 1101 code for a protein of 366 amino acids. The transcript has 7 exons. Gene Ontology annotation, molecular function: prenyltransferase activity.